Saccharomycodes ludwigii is the source of this 4032-nucleotide messenger RNA. It is a transcript of the gene SPT23, whose product is annotated as Spt23p. NCBI's taxonomy places the organism in Eukaryota, Fungi, Ascomycota, Saccharomycetes, Saccharomycodales, Saccharomycodaceae. The transcript has a single exon. Gene Ontology annotation, molecular function: protein binding. The record is from RefSeq and is a predicted model, not a curated record. Bases 1 to 4032 code for a protein of 1343 amino acids.
AUGAUUAGUUUUGGAAAACAGGUUUUGGAGCUUUCCACUGACCAUUCUGCCGCCAUGGAAGAAGAAGAUGGUGGUGAAAUUAACGAUAAUAACAUCAACAAUAGCACGACAUCAUUCGCAAAUAUAUUUGCAAAUGCUAACAGUAACAGUAGUACUGAUAGUAAUAACACUACUAAUACAGAUGCGACUGGUGCUUCAAGUACUUUAUUUACUGAAGAUUUCGCUAAUAGUACCUCCAACAAUAACAUUGUAAAGACUGAAGAUGAAUUGUUAUUUGAUCAAUUUUUAACAAAUAAUUAUGAUUACGCAACUAGUAGCCACAUCGUGACUAAGCCAAGUAAAAAACCAAGGAAAAAACAAACUGCACCAAAUGAAUCUACCACGACAAAGGGCACAGAUUAUAGUAGCACUUACCAGUAUAUAAUGGAAAAAGGUUUUAGUGAUUCGCCAGAGUUAUACCGCGAACAAUGUGUCGAUAUUUUAUCAACUCUCCCAUUUGGUAGAACUCUGGAUGGCAAUGCAGAUGCCAACACUGCUACAGCCACUACCCCUAUCGCAAUUCCUUCUGUGUACGUAGAUCCAUUAAAACUAUUAAGUACUGAUUGUUCCCAAUACCCUUAUAAGCUAGAAAUUCUAAAUCUACCUGAACAAUCUCGUGUAGAAAACCAAAUGAAAUUGAGCUUCAAGAUUUCACCGCCACCAAAACACAAUAUCAUGCAUUUAUCCAAUGAAUGUGUUAUUAAACAAAAAAACUACCUAUCUGCCGAUAUUACUGCAUACCCCAUGGAAUUACAAAAAAAUUUGCUUUACAUGGAAGCUUUUGUUACUUGUUCUUCUACCAAUAAGCCAGCCUUUGUUUGUAAUAGGUGUAUUAAAAGAGAACAGAGAAGGGCUUGUAGAAGGAAGUCUGGAGCAAGCGAUAUUAUAUUUUGGUGCAAUAAUGAAAACAGACAGGUUGUUGUAUUUAACAACAAACAACUAGUUAUGUUUAAUUCAGCUUACGAAGACGACGAAGAUAAUUGCAAAGUCUUUGAAUUACAAACCCGAAUGGUCUGUUACUGCAGGCACCAUAAAGAGCCAGAAGGGUUUAAAAUUAUUGUUGUCGUCAAGGAUUACCAAGGUACUGUUUUGGCACAAACUGUCACCUCUAAUAUUAAGCUUAUUGAUAAAAAACCCAGCGUUAAAAAGAAGAAUAGUGAACAGAAGAGUAAUAGCAGUGUUAAUAGUAAUAGUGAAGAUUUGAUAUCUAUUGGAAACUCACAACAAGAAAAGGAGGAGGAGGAGGAAGAGGAAGAGGAAGAGGAAGAGGAAGAGGAGAAAGAAGAGGAAGAAGAAAAAGAAAAAGAAAAAGGAGAAACAAUAAAAAGGAGAAAGGAACAUAAUAAAGAUAAUGAUAUUGUAAUGUUAAACAAUGAAUUAGAAGAUGCUUCUGAGAGAAAAACUGUUGUGUACGACAAGAAUGCUCCCAUCCAACUUGACCCGAAAAUUGAUAACAAAGAUAAGAUUGCUACCGAGAAUAAAACUAAAGAUAUAGAGAAUAUUAUAGAAUUGAAUGAUUUGGAUGUUUUAUCGAGAAGGGCGUAUUCAGACAAAAAUAAUGUUGUUGAUACUGUCAAUGUUAGGGACAACGUUGGUGUUACAGAGGAAUUAAAUACUGCGGAUGUAUCAAAUUUUGUUUCAUCUAUGCCACUAAUUAAUAAUACUAUUGAUAACACUUGUGUUGCCGAUACUGCCGCACAUAUCAACAACAACUUUAAACUCUCAGUUCCUAAGGUACCCAUGUUAAGUCCCACAUCUAUGGGAGAUGACAGCUCUGAACCUCAUACAAACUUUGAAAAUAACUCGAUGCUAAGUUCAGUUCCUAAUAGUAGAAGAACUUCUAGUCAAUUAAAAAGGAGAAAACCCGAUGAUUUCGCUGACUCUCGUUGUCAUAGUCUCUCAAGUAAUGCUAGUUCACAACAAUUACACAAUCCGCAAUUUACAACCAACACGAAUACGCUCUACAACAGCCAAUAUCUAUCUGACGGACAUGGUAAUAUUCACAACCAUCGUUACAGUGCCACUCAACAAACCCACCAACAAACACAAGAUGUCAACCGCAGUAAGAGCAAUAACAACAUAAGCAUGUAUAACAAAGACAUUAGCAGCAAUAAUCCACUAUUGUCCUAUGAUUUUUUGUCUGCCACAAAUCCACACCAAAUGGAACAGCCUGCAAACACUAACAAUAUUAACCUUAUGAAUUUGGAUCAUGACGCGAUUACAUUAAUCUCAAACUCCCUAGCGGGUAACGUUUUUCUCAAUAAUACCACGAAUAAUAGUGCAAAUAAAAAUGACAUGAAUACCUAUCUGAACGAUCCUAAGAGACCUUUAAUCCAGCGUGUUAUUCCUGCCCAGGGUCCCAUUAAUGGUGGUAUAGAGGUUACAAUAUUGGGUUCCAAUUUCAAACCGGGAAUGACAGUCAAGUUUGGUCCAAAUAAGGCUAUAUCCACAAAUUGUUGGAGUAGCUCUACGAUAGUUACAUACCUACCGCCAUCUACUCAAGCAGGACAGGUUUUGGUCACUGUUUUUGAGCCAUUUGAAGAAGGGCAGAAUCAACAGUAUAACAUCCUAGGAAACAUGUCGAAUUCUAAUGCGAUAUUCACCUAUGUUGAUGAUACUGAUAGACAAUUGAUUGAAUUGGCUCUACAGAUUGUUGGUUUAAAAAUGAAUGGUAAAUUGGAGGAUGCACGUAAUAUUGCAAAAAGGAUUGUUGGUAAUGAAAGUGAUCACAGCUCAAAUGGGUCCACUCCGGAAAAUAACCCAGGUUAUUUUGGUGGUUCAGUUUCAAAUUUCAAAUGCACUUCGCAGUUAUUGUAUUCAGAUGAAAGUUUGAUUUUAAAAGUAAUAAAAUUGUUGAAUUCCAGCUCGAACAUCUCGUUGUGUAACUCCAACGGACAAACCUUAUUGCAUUUAUCGUGUUUGAAAGGAUACGUGGAAUUAGUUUCUUUGUUAAUUAAGAAAGGUGCACGUACAGAUACCAAGGACAGGUUUGGGUUUACUCCUUUCCAUUUUGCCUGCAUUAAUGGCGACUCUAGAUUAUUAAAGAUUUUUAAGAUUUGCAGAGCAGAUGUAAAAUUAGAAACCGUCAACGGAUAUACUCCGAGAGACCUUUACAUAAUUAAUCAUGGCGGUAGUAUAUCUAACAAUAGCAUGGAAAGCGAGUUUUAUGAAGAAGGUUUACUAAUACUAGACAAUAAUCUGAGUAGGACGUCUUCUGUGUCUAGUUUUGAUUCUUCUGUGUUGGAUAACGAGGAUUUAAAUAAUAGCGACUUCAAAAUCCAUAUUUCAAGAAUUGUUAAUGAUUCUUUUACUGAUGAUGAUGAUGGUGUCGAGUCUGAUUUUGAGGAAAAUGGUGAUGAAAGUUUGCUUGCUGGUGAUGACGAAAGCAACACUGAAUUUCCAAUUUCAACUCAGGUAGCUGAAGAAGCGGGAUCUGGCUCAUUACACGAUGAUUUGUUGCCGCCUCAGUACGAUGAUCUAUAUCCACACCAGAAGCAAGAAGGUGCUGGAAAGCAACAGGGACAACAGUUAUUAUCCUCAACAACAUCAAUGCUGGCAAUAAGAUCUGCUGAAGCAUCUAAUGUGUCUUCUACUUUGGAUAUAAUCAAUCAAAACACUACUAAUUGUGUAAGACCGAUGAGUUCAGAAGUUUCGGAAUCAUCUGAUGAAGAUUAUGAGGUGAUGAAAUAUGGUUUGGAUAAACAACGCCAAAAAUUUAAAAACGAUAAGAUGUUAAUUUUCUUCUGGCUUCCUUUGAUGUUGGUAUUGCUAUCGGGAUUCAUUGCUUUUAAGUUAAGUUCUGAUGAUAGUAUGAUUCACUAUGCUUCCAAUAAAGGCAGUGAGAUAGUUAGGGUUUGGUUGGCUAAGUUGAUGUUAGGUAAUAAAAGAAUGCAAAGCGUUUUCAAGGAUGCUUUUCAACAGGGGAGUAACUUUAAGGAAGCUUUUCAACAAGGGAUAAGAGAUGCUGUUAGUGGAAUACAGACGGCAUCAUAA